CCGUUCGGAUUGGCUCUGGAGCGGCAAGGGGUGGUGCCUAAUUUCUCCCGCGCUCUCCCGCUCGCUGUGACCAUGGCAGGUUUCGAUCCCGGCUCCUUGCCUGACUUGCUGCGCCUUUAUUACCGCCGCCUCUUCCCCUUCGGCCUUUACGGCCGGUGGCUGCGCUACGGCGACGUGUCAAAGAACUAUUUUCAGCGACGGGAGUUCUCAUUCACACUCCAUGAUGAUAUCUAUGUGCGGUACCAGUCUUUCAACUCUCCACAGGAAUUGGAGAAAGAGAUCCAAAACACAUGUCCAUAUAAAAUUGACAUUGGAGCCGUGUAUUCACACAAGCCUAUCCAGCAUAACACUGUGCACAUGGGUGCUUUUCAAGCCCAGGAGAAAGAACUGGUGUUUGAUAUAGACCUGACAGAUUAUGAUGAUGUUAGGCAAUGCUGCAGCUCUGCAGAAAUCUGCUCCAAGUGCUGGACUCUCAUGACAAUGGCCAUCCACAUCAUAGACCGAACCCUCGUAGAGGACUUUGGCAUUCAGCAUAGACUGUGGGUGUACUCAGGGCGCAGAGGGGUCCACUGCUGGGCGUGUGACGAUCCCGUCAGGAAGUGGUCUUCGACUCUCCGCUCUGCAGUGGUGGAAUAUCUCUUCCUGGUCAAGGGUGGUGAAGGAACCAUCAAGAAGGUGACCCUUUCGGAUAACCACGUUCACCCUUUCAUCAGAGCCUCAUUGGAUGUGGUGACACGUUACUUCAAGGAAUAUGCUCUCGUUGGUCAGGACAUACUGGGGGAUAAAGACAAGUGUGAAAAAGUGUUAGCUUUGAUUCCAGAGGCAGAUCGAGAUUUUCUUCGGAUGGAAUUCUGUAAAAAGACCAAUUCAGUACAGCGCUGGGAAGUUCUGCAAAAAAAGAAAAUGGUCCACACUGAAAGGGAGAUUAUGCUGCAGUACUGCUUUCCCCGCCUGGAUAUGAAUGUUAGCAAAGGCAUCAAUCAUUUGUUGAAGAGUCCUUUUAGCGUCCACCCAAAGACAGGACGCAUUUCAGUUCCAAUUGACCUGAAGAAAUUGGAUGACUUCGAUCCAUUUGCUGUUCCCACUGUAAGCCACCUCUGUCAUGAGCUGGAUAUGAUUGGGAAAGGUGAAGGGAAUGGAAAGGAAACUGAAGGCCCGCAGGAAAGCUCUCGUAAAAGCAGAGAUUAUAAGAAAACCAGUCUCGCUCCGUACGUGAAAGUCUUUGAACAGUUCGUGGAAGAAAUGGAGAAAUCUUACAAAGGACAACGUCUGAAAGGUAACGGUAAGGGCUUGCUUGAGUCAGAAGGAUGUUAAC
Candoia aspera is the source of this 1315-nucleotide messenger RNA. RefSeq names its product DNA primase subunit 1 (gene PRIM1). Gene Ontology annotation, biological process: DNA replication, synthesis of primer. Bases 73 to 1314 code for a protein of 413 amino acids. NCBI's taxonomy places the organism in Eukaryota, Metazoa, Chordata, Lepidosauria, Squamata, Candoiidae. The transcript is spliced from 12 exons. The record is from RefSeq and is a predicted model, not a curated record. Gene Ontology annotation, cellular component: alpha DNA polymerase:primase complex.